AAAUAGAACGUCCCAAGUUCUUCGUAGACCCUCCCUAUUACAUUACGCGCAAUCGAUAUUCAUCAGCCCGGCUCAUGUCAGCUAAUACGUAACCGUAGUGCCGUAGUUAGGCAAAAACACAAAAACUUCAUAUUAUUAUCAUAAUAAACCAACUCCAUCGCAAUUGGCUUUUCUCCGUCUCUCGCUUCUUCUUUGAAUCGAGUUUUGCAAUUUCAACCCUUCGCGACCCUAAGUCGACUAGGUACAUCUAAUACAUAUCCGAUACAUCCAAUACGUACAAAUAUAUUUCAGUUGAAACUAGCCCAAGCCCUUGUUAGCUAAGUUUCGACAACCCCAUCAGCCGCAAAGCCGCCCCUAAAAUACGACGCAGCCUACUUGGCUGUUUUGGUUGCUUCUACAAGCUUCGUACUACUCUGAGUCUAUAUCCAGAGCUUAGCCGUUACAAAAUGGCGGCAAUCAUCGAGAAGUUAGAUAUCAACCCCGAUAAGGUGCCCAACACCAAGCUCGGCCUCCACAUCUUUCAGGGCAUCUUAGGCCUCGUAAUAUUUAUACUCGAGAUCGUCUUGUUCCGAGCGGAUAAUUCGGUCAUCAACGGUAAUAAUGGCUGGCCUUUCGGACUGUGUUUCUUAUCCGUCCCGGCCUGGAUCUACUUAGCUAUGUCACCGCGAUUCGAGCGAACUCGGAAGAUUGCCGAACCACAUGCGAUGGUCGUCGUCGAUUCCGUCUUCGCUAUCUUCUGGUUAUCUGCUUUCGCCAGUCAAGCAGCUUACAACACCGCGAAUUCGUGUGGAUCAGCGUGCGCUGUCAGCAAGGCUAUCGUUGGGAUCGCCUUCUUUCAAAUGCUUUCCUGGGUUGCGACAACAGCUAUCAGCGUAUACACGUUGAGAUACUACCGGCAGACCGACAGUCUUCCCGGGUACGAUAACCUUAACGCGAGCCAGAACAUCGACCCCGAUAAGGCGGCUUUCUCGAUGGCGCCCCACGACGAGGAAGCAUAUGCGCCCGUGCACAUGGACGAUCAUCAUGACGAGCACGACCACGACAGUCCCUACGAUCCGGAUUCGUUUGGUGGCCGACUCGACACCGAUACCGCGUAUAGACCACAUAGCACAUCUCCCGCUCCCCUCGAAAACCCAUUCGAUAACGCAUACCGAUCGCACAGCCAUUCGCCGUCGCACAGCGACCUCUACGGCGACCCAUACGCCUCCGUAUCAUCCAGACCUUCUCAGCCUCACAUAUACGCUCCGCCCGCGGCAGAGGACUACGAUGACGAUAGACCGGUGCAAUUCCCUAGCGCGAAUUACGACCGCACAUUGCGUUAAGUACCUUAAGUUGGCGUAACGGUAUCCCGUUGCCGGAAUAUGCGGUAGCAGCUCGAGGGGUGUGUACCUUGUGAUGGUAUGAUACGAAUAAUACCUAUACGAAGUAGAUUUACGUGUCGUUGGAACGAGAGCGGCGGGCUAGUAUAAAACUCACGACGGUUGAAAGGUGUUCCGGAUACAUAUGCUCAUUACGACACUUCACAGAUAUCAGGAUAGUGUCUACGAUUGUUGCGGUUAUGUUUGUUUCGAUAGUUCUGGUCUGCAAAUAUAUCCAUUGAAGAUUCAAUAUUCUUUGGGGUUCUCGGGUUCUCUAGGGGUUGACAUGGCAUGCUUGACCUCGUGGUACUGUACUACUCUACUAAUUACGGAUUGUUGUCUAGGCUGGUUCGUAAUACAUGGAUAUGUGGGCAUUUUGGGUAUUUGGACGACGGUAGUUAAGUUGCCAAUGAUAUUUUAGUUUUAGCGCCUUGAAGAGCACUA
Messenger RNA from Annulohypoxylon truncatum, 1802 nucleotides. RefSeq lists its product as uncharacterized. Lineage: Eukaryota; Fungi; Ascomycota; Sordariomycetes; Xylariales; Hypoxylaceae. The record is from RefSeq and is a predicted model, not a curated record. The coding region runs from base 447 to 1322 and encodes 291 amino acids. The transcript has 4 exons.